UCCCCCUACAAAUAAUAUAUACACACACUGCACCAAAUCUCAUCUUCGUCAAUUAAACACUCUGUCGUCCCCGCCGUUUUCGUUCUAAUCUUUCCCAAUUCUCACUCCUUCACCUCCCCUCUUGUUUGUCCGAUCGUAUUCGCGUCCACACUGAUCCAUUUUGAUCCCAGCGCUUGGUCGAUCGAUGAAUUAUUGUUAAUUUCAUUUUAUUGUAUUAUACUUAUAUAGUCGGGUAUCGGAUUCAUAUAAAUUUCCCAUUAUCUAUUAUAGUUAUAUCCUAUUCGGUUUCUGUAUUCGACGGAAUUUUGUAGUCAAAGAAUGGACGCUAUGAAUGAACCUUUCGGAGUUUAAAAAUGCCCGGAGUAACGCAAAAGAAUGAACAAUUCAGUAACGGGUCAUCGGCGACGUACAAGCUUUCUGCCAAUGGAUUUUGGUCCAAGAAUCGGGAUGAUGUUAACUACAAUCAGCUCCAGAAGUUCUGGAGUGAGUUGUCACCACGAGCUAGGCAGGAACUCUUGAGGAUAGACAAGCAAACCCUCUUUGAGCAAGCUCGUAAAAACAUGUACUGCUCAAGGUGCAAUGGGUUACUUCUUGAACGUUUUUUGCAGAUUGUUAUGUAUGGGAAAUCUUUACAGCAUGAUGGAGCUUUUGCUCACUUUAAUUGCAAAAGAUCUGGAGGUUUGAGAAGCCAGAAUAAUGGUAGUGGUGGAUCAAGCAUGACGAAUGGGUUCUCAUCAGAUGAAAUUCAAGACCCAUCCGUCCACCCUUGGGGAGGUUUGACCACAACACGAGAUAAUUCACUGACACUUAUGGAAUGCUACUUGUACUCUAAAUCUCUGAAAGGACUUCAAAUUGUCUUUGACGGGGCACGUGCAAGGGAGCGGGAAAGAGAACUGCUCUAUCCUGAUGCAUGUGGUGGAGGAGGUCGGGGUUGGAUAAGCCAAGGAAUAGUGAGUUAUGGCAGAGGGCAUGGGGCAAGGGAAACAUGCGCAUUGCACACUGCCAGACUUUCAUGUGAUACACUUGUGGAUUUUUGGUCAGCAUUGGGAGAUGAGACCAGACAAUCUCUUUUGAGGAUGAAAGAAGAAGAUUUUAUUGAGAGGCUUAUGUACAGGUUUGAUAGCAAGAGAUUUUGCAGAGAUUGUAGGAGAAAUGUUAUUCGAGAAUUCAAGGAACUUAAAGAACUGAAGCGCGCACGUAGAGAACCUCGAUGCACUAAUUGGUUUUGUGCUGCUGACACGGCCUUUCAGUAUGAGGUAUCUGAUGACUCAAUUCAAGCUGAUUGGCGACAGACGUUUGCUGAUACAUUGGGAUCAUAUCAUCACUUUGAGUGGGCUGUUGGGACAAGUGAAGGAAAAUCCGAUAUUUUGGAGUUUGAAAAUGUUGGGAUGAAUCGAUGCGUUCAAGUCAAUGGCCUAGAUCUUUGUGGUCUGAGUGCAUGCUUCAUCACUCUCCGAGCUUGGAAGCAAGGUGGACGAUGUACUGAACUUUCUGUCAAAGCUUAUGCAUUGAAGGGUCAACGAUGUGUACACUGCAGGCUAAUAGUAGGAGAAGGAUAUGUUGCAAUCAUGAAAGGGGAAAGCAUCAGAAGAUUCUUUGAGCAUGCUGAAGAGGCAGAGGAAGAAGAGGAUGAUGAUUCGAUAGACAAGGAUGGAAAGGAGCUUGAUGGAGAAUGCUCCCGUCCCCAGAAGCAUGCAAAGAGCCCAGAACUUGCUCGAGAAUUUCUUUUAGAUGCUGCUACUGUCAUUUUUAAAGAACAGGUUGAAAAAGCUUUCAGAGAAGGAACAGCUCGCCAAAAUGCACACAGCAUCUUUGUUUGUCUUGCACUAAAACUUCUAGAGGAACGUGUUAAUGUAGCAUGCAAAGAAAUUAUUACAUUAGAAAAGCAGAUGAAACUUCUUGAAGAAGAAGAAAAGGAAAAACGUGAAGAAGAAGAACGCAAGGAGAGGAGAAGGACUAAGGAAAGGGAGAAAAAACUUAGGAGAAAGGAAAGACUGAAAGGAAAGGAGAAAGAUAAAGGAAAAAAGUGUUCUGAAUCUAAUAAUGCUUUUGACUCAGCUGAAUUUUCAAGGGAAGAAUUCUCUGCAAUCGCUGAUAUGGAGGAAACUAGUCCUCGUAACUGCAGGGAUUCAGCUAUUGAAACAGGUGGUGCUAAUAUAUUGAGUGAUGAAUCUACUAACAUCCAAGAGGAAGAAAUAUAUGGCGAAUGUAAUACUGUGACAUUGCAAGAUCACUCUUAUAAUGAAUGUGAUGGAGAAAUCAUCAAUACAAAAAAUGAUACUGGAACUUUCACAGUUGAGCAAUCAAGGGUUUCUCGUCGGAGAUUAAGAUAUAGGAAAGAUUUUCAACUGGAUAUGCCAAUGAAGUGGUCCGACAGACGACGUUAUGCAGUAAUUUCAGAGAGUGGUGCAAAGGUCGGUAGGUCCGAGACAAGACAUUAUGUUGAUGCUUUUACGGUUUCAUCUAAGGGAUUCAAUGGAUCAAAUAGGAAGUCAAGACUAAAUGCUUCAAAUUUCAAUGGUCGACAUGGUGGUCCUAAGUAUAAUGAGAAGCUCCGUUGUCCCAACAACCACAUGACUGACAAAUGUGACUUCCAUUCUUGCAGUUGUAAUAUGAACAGCGAAUAUAGGAUAAGGGUUGACCAACGUUCUCCAGUGAGUAGAGUUAGCCAGGAGAAAAAGCCUACGAGUAGAUCUGAAUCUGUAAUGGAUCUGUCUAAGCAGUCUUAUCAUGGUAGCAAGUAUAACCAAGUAGACCUUAUGCAUGAUAAUUUUGGAAGACCAAGAAGCAGAAUCAUCUCAGCUAACAAUGCCAGCAGGGAUUUGCUUCAAUCAAAGAAAGUUUGGGAGCCUAUGGAAUCAAAGAAGUAUCCUCGUAGCAAUUCAGACUCAGACGUUACGUUGAGCUCUGUUACUUUUAAUGUUCAAAGAGGUCGGUUUGAUGAUAUGAUCAGAUCACCUACUGACGAAGCCGGUAGUUCAGGCAAAGUUGAUCAUGGGGAUGGCAAUUUGAAGGGACCAGGUGGCAUGGAUCAAGGCUGUCAGGAUCUUGUUCAAGAAGCAGAGUGUUUGUGCAGUUCCACGGAAGUUGCUUCUGAGGAACCCGGAUUAGGUCCAAGGAGGGCCUCUGUCUUGAAUGGUUCAUCUGAUCCCUGUCAAGGCAGCACUUCUAAUUCUGACAACUGCUCGUCAUGCCUAAGUGAGGGAGACAGUAACACAAGCUCUUCAAACCGUGAAAAUACAGAAUCUUCAACCACAUCUGAUUCAGAGGAUGCUAGCCAACAAUCUGAAGGAAGAGGAAGUUCAGCACACGUUGAAAAUGGCUUGUCAGAUUGUUUUAAAGUUGGAGCGGGGAAGAACCAGAAUUCAUAUGGUGAGGGUUUGGCUAGCAGGCUACCGUUUGGCCAAUCCUUGGAUGGAGCAGGAAGUGAUGGAUUAUGCGACCCUGUGACAAAGAUAUCCCAUAAUUUGGACAAUGAUUUUUUUACCACGAACUUGUGUUCUCAGCCUCAAAGCAUGCUUCCCCCUAACCACAACAUGCAAUUUCCUGUCUUCCAAGCUCCUUCGACAAUCGGUUUUUACCAUCAAAAUCCUGCAUCAUGGCCAACGGCCUCCACAAAUGAGUUGAUUCCCUUUCCACACCAAAAUCACUAUCCGUAUGACGGCCCUCUUGGGUAUGGCAUAAAUGAGGACCCGCGCUUCUGCUUGCAGUAUGGUGCCCUGCAGCAACAAAUGCCCCUAUUCAACCAUGCUACGAUUCCGGUUUAUCAGCCAGUCGCUAAUGCCAAAGGCUUAAAACUAGAGGAACGAACUCAAAUUUCUAAGCCAACUUCAAUCCGGCAUGUUGAUGGAAUAGGAUCUACAGAAGAGAGGGUUGUUUCAGCCAGAGCGAGCUCUGAAAAGCCAGCGUUGAAUGGGGAAGUUCGACAUGAUAACUCAGUCAAUUCAACAGGGAAUGACAGUGGUUUUUCUUUGUUUCAUUUUGGUGGGCCCGUAGCUCUUUCAGCAGGUAGUGAAUUAACUUCAGUGUCUUCCAAUUGUGAAGCUGUAGGGAAUUUCUGCUCCAAAACUUUGGCCGAUGAUGUCCAGAACGAUCAUUCUUGCAAUAAGGAGACUACCAACAUGGAGGAAUACAACUUGUUUGCGGCAAGCAAUAGCUUAAGGUUUUCGAUUUUCUAAAAUGAGGCAUGAGAUGGCCGUUAUGUUUAGUCAAUGUCUUCAUAUAUGGUAAUGGAGGUUUGACUACCUGGUAAUUUGGAGAGCAAUCAAGAGUCCUUCCACAGUUUCCAAUUUUACUUUAGUCUGAUGAGUUUCUCCCCUUGUUAUUCCGUUGAUGUAGAAAAGACUGAGAGUGCCGGUAUUUUGAAGGGUUUUUUCCCCCUGGGUUUGUGUGAGGUCAGCCGUUUUUAAGCUCGAACGAAGCGUUUGUUCAUGGCAAUUUUUUACCUUCUGUCAUGCUGGAAUCAAAACCGAAUGAUACUAAAGGGUUUUUCCUGGAUUAAA
Messenger RNA from Neltuma alba, 4502 nucleotides. RefSeq lists its product as uncharacterized. Bases 354 to 4178 code for a protein of 1274 amino acids. The transcript is spliced from 8 exons. The record is from RefSeq and is a predicted model, not a curated record. NCBI's taxonomy places the organism in Eukaryota, Viridiplantae, Streptophyta, Magnoliopsida, Fabales, Fabaceae.